This is a messenger RNA of Triplophysa dalaica, 1705 nucleotides long. It is a transcript of the gene ca4c, whose product is annotated as carbonic anhydrase IV c. The transcript is spliced from 8 exons. Gene Ontology annotation, cellular component: plasma membrane. The coding region runs from base 60 to 989 and encodes 309 amino acids. Gene Ontology annotation, molecular function: zinc ion binding; carbonate dehydratase activity. NCBI's taxonomy places the organism in Eukaryota, Metazoa, Chordata, Actinopteri, Cypriniformes, Nemacheilidae. The record is from RefSeq and is a predicted model, not a curated record.
ACUGUAUAAAAUUGAUUCCUGUAACACUAGGCAGUGAGAGUUGUGUUGGCAUUGUAGACAUGACAUCUAUUCUCUCUCUCUCAUCUCUUCUGUUGGCUCUUAAACUGUGCACAGGUGAGUGGUGCUACAAGAGCCAGUUCUCAUGCAAUGACACAUGUAAAGAGCCCGAUCACUGGCACAAGAUUUUUCCAAAAUGUGGAGGACAGAGCCAGUCACCCAUCAACAUUGUCACACGCAAGGUACAACAUAACUCAAAUCUGACCGGCUUCAUCUUCGAGGGUCACGAGGACUGUGUCAACAUCACUGUGGAAAAUCACGGACACUCAGCUCACUUCACUCUUCCUCCAUCCGUGCGGCUCCGUGGUGGCGGUCUUCCGACCACAUACAAGGCCGUUCAGUUUCAUCUGCACUGGGGAGAGGAGCAGGAGGCGGGCUCGGAGCACUCUGUGGAUGGGGAGCGGUAUCCUAUGGAGCUCCACAUUGUUCACAUUAAAGAACAGUACAGCAGCUUGCAGGAGGCUGAGAGUGACACGACGGGGGUAGCAUUACUUGCCUUCUUUUUUGAGGUCACUUUAAAGCCAAACAAACACUUUGAUAGAGUUAUAGAGGCUUUAGGAAGAGUCCGGUAUCACGGGAACACCAGUGCCAUUUCAGGGUUUAGACUGGCUGACAUCCUCCUUCCUGCAAGUAGACUGAGUUACUAUCGGUACUCAGGCUCCAUGACCACUCCAGGUUGUGACCAGAUUGUUGUGUGGACUGUGUUUCAUCAGACUCUGCCCAUUAGCCAAAAGCAGCUGGCAUUAGUGACAGAACAGCUGUUAUUCAGGACAGAAAAACCCAUGACUGGAAUAUUCCGUCCCAUGCAGAAUCUGAAUGGUCGAAUUGUGUUCAAGUCUGUGAAAAGUGACAGUGUGUGUGUAUUGCCAGGUCUAAUCUCCCUGUUUCUGUGCCUCUUUUGUGCUCUUGGACAACAAAGGUGUUUUGGUUGAACACAUUCAACAAGUUAAACCGUCUCACAUAACACUAGAUGUUCUGUAUGACACUAUUCUUUCAAAGGGAAUAUCAACGAACAAUAGAAAAUUGUUCCAGACGUUAGGUUAAGAGUUUUCAAAUGGUGCCUCUUUGACUACGGAUGACAAAUUUAAAAUCACAGUUAAGAAUAGAUUGAGAUUAUUUUAGGGCAACAUAAAAUGUAUGAAUGUAUUUUAUUUACUUUAUGAAUUUCUGUACUAAAUCAUAUUGUUAAUGAUUUAUCUAUGCUCUUUAUUUAAAUUAUUUAAAUUAUAUUUAUCAAUAUUCCAGUGUUCCUUUCUUUAGCUUCUCUCAUUUAGCCUUUUGCUUUUUAGAAUAAACUAUCACAAUAUAUUGUUCAAGUAUGAAGUAUACAGUAAUGCAUUUCCUCCGUAGAAAAUAGAUUGUUGCACUAGUUAAAUGAUUUACAUUUUUAACUAUAUUUAUACAGGAUUGGCACAAAUUUCAUUUAUGUUUCUGUCAUGUUUAAUAAUAAAAAUUCCACUGUUAGAAUAUUAUGUUAAUGCAAACCACAGAGGUCUUUAAAUCUAAUGUAUAUAACUGAUGACUAAAGAUGUUAAGACUUGAUAAAUAGAGUGUUUCCUAUUGAUGUAAUUUUUUGAUUAAACUUUAAACAAAUUCCAAUUGUACAGUGAAAUUUGUGUGUGACUGUAAAUAAAACUUAAAAUGACUA